CUGCAAGUCUAUAAAUCUAUCUCUCUCUCUCUGUGUCUCUGUGAUCAUAUCACCAUGACGAAACAGCAAGCACAGUGGGAUCCUUAUGAAAACAAUGGCGGGACCUGUGUUGCCGUAGCUGGUGCAGAUUACUGCGUGGUCGCAGCCGACACUCGGAUGUCCGGUGGCUACAAUAUUCUUACUCGCGAUUACUCCAAAAUUAUGAAGCUAGCGGAUAAAUGUGUGAUGGCAUCCUCAGGGUUUCAGGCUGAUGUGAGAGCUUUGCAAAAGCUUUUAGCAUCCAGGCAUUUGAUUUAUCAACAUCAGCACAAUAAACAGAUGAGCUGUGCUGCAAUGGCUCAGUUCCUUGCAAACACCUUAUACUACAAGCGAUUUUUCCCCUACUACUCUUUCAAUGUUGUCGGUGGCCUUGAUGAUGAAGGCAAGGGGUGUGUUUUUACAUAUGAUGCUGUUGGCAACUAUGAGAGGGUUGGGUAUAGCUCUCAAGGCUCAGGUGCUACCUUGAUUAUGCCUUUGUUGGACAACCAGUUAAAGUCUCCUAGCCCGCUUUUGGUGCCUGCCCAGGAUUCCAUUACUCCACUCUCGGAGUUAGAAGCUAUUGAUUUGGUGAAAACAUGCUUUGCAUCAGCCACAGAAAGGGAUAUUUACACUGGCGAUAGGCUGGAGAUAGUCGUAUUGAAUCUUGAUGGUGUUCGACUCGAAGAAAUGGAGCUUAGGAAAGACUGAUCAUCAUGCAGGAGAUGUUGUACACUUCAAACUAGUAAAUUUUUAUUUUUAUUUUCAACAGAAUAAU
This is a messenger RNA of Ipomoea nil (Japanese morning glory), 793 nucleotides long. Its product is annotated as proteasome subunit beta type-1-like. The coding region runs from base 55 to 726 and encodes 223 amino acids. Lineage: Eukaryota; Viridiplantae; Streptophyta; Magnoliopsida; Solanales; Convolvulaceae. The record is from RefSeq and is a predicted model, not a curated record. The transcript is spliced from 7 exons. Gene Ontology annotation, cellular component: proteasome core complex.